Musca domestica (house fly) is the source of this 1425-nucleotide messenger RNA. RefSeq lists its product as uncharacterized. The record is from RefSeq and is a predicted model, not a curated record. The coding region runs from base 165 to 1139 and encodes 324 amino acids. Lineage: Eukaryota; Metazoa; Arthropoda; Insecta; Diptera; Muscidae. The transcript is spliced from 4 exons. Gene Ontology annotation, molecular function: carbohydrate binding; galactoside binding.
GGCAUAGAGAAAGAAAGCGAUCUCAAAAUAAGAAAAAAGAAUAACGUUAGUCAUAUGUUUCCCUGAAUAUCGCUGUUACGGAGUGCAUAUUACGGCUUUGAAGGGAAAACAACCAUUGGAAGCUUGGCUGCAACAAAAAAUACCGACGACAAAACAAAUGAACGAUGUCGGCGGUAUUUCAAGGUAAAUUGGCAGAAAAUUUAGGCUUUGGCCACAUUUUGGAGAUUGGAGCUCAAGUGGAGGCGGAGGGUUCAUGGUUCAGCAUAUCCUUGGCCACGGGACGCUUCCAAGAGCGAGAUAACAUCGAUAUCGGCCUACACAUGAUCGUUAAUACGCAACAUGAGAAAAUCAUGCUAAAACAACAGAUUGAUGGAAAUUGGCUGGAAGUGGCAGACAAGGAGUACAACACCGAUGAGUUCCAUCAGCCGUUCAAAAUCAACCUAAUUAUGGAUGAGCAAAAGUUCCACAUCAGCAUCAAUGGGAAUCCGUUGAUGUUUGUAGAGUACAAGGUCCCAAUUGAGGAUCUAAAUACUUUGAAAAUUACCGGGCACUUGGCACAGAUCACUCAAAUCGAUCAUCGUAAAUAUUUCCCCCGGCCCUGGCCUCUGGUGCAAUUGGCGGAGACACGGGUACAUUUUAGCCACGACAUACCCAUGGCAUUUCAGCCGGGCCAUGUUAUGGUUAUUAUGGUCAAACUGAGGGGUGAUACCAAGGGUCGCUUCAUAAUGCAUUUUCGCAAUGUCAUGAACUUAAAACGGCAAGAGGUGCACAUUAGUAUGCGAUUCGAUAAGAAGAAGGUUAUACGUAACUCAAAAUUGCCGACACGCAACAAAAAGGAUAAUCCCGAAAAAAUGGUAUUUGGUUCGGAAGAAAAGGAUGGCCACUUUCCGUUUGAGGAUUUUUCAACUCCCUUCAAAAUUGCCGUUGCUUUCACUGAGACGCAUUUUCGCAUGGCCAAGGAUGGCACUUAUCUCUUCGACUAUGCCCUGCGUACACCUGAUGUUUUAACAAAUAUCUCUGGAGUCAAAAUCUUUGGCAUUGAUGGUGUCUCGGUACGAGUCAGCUCCAUUGACCACUUUCAUUUGGACGAUGCUUCGUGUGAGGGUUUCGAAAAGUUGUCGGACAAGAAAUUUAAAUGAUUUAAUGCUAACAAAUUUAUGAAAUUUUUUAAUUAUAUAGAGCAUUAAUGUAUGGGUAGGAGACCCAAUAUAAGUAUUACUAUUUUGAUAUGUGAUUUUUCACAGGAAUUCAUAAAUAUUUGUGUGAGUUUUUGCGAAAUUCUCCUACAAUGCAUCAUUUUAGAACGAUGACAUCAAAGACGAAAUUAUUGUUCAUCAAAUUUCAUUAUCAGUUACCAAAGAAAAGAAAUCUCCAUAGCCAUUACAUAUCAAGAAAAAUUUGCAUCAUUAUUACCAAAAAACAAAA